GGUGGACUUGCGAAUGUUAGGCCUGUGGUUGCCAUAGCGACCGGGAGGUUGGGCUGGCCAGAUUCAGCCGCCGGGACCGGACCAGAUUCUAGGCCCAUGCCAUCCUGUCAUGAACAGUUAUACAAGCAAGUGGACCAGUGAGGCACAUUUGGGCAGUGCUCUGUUCACAUCUGGCCUGCACCUGCUCUCAUCCUGCCUUCACAGGUGCUUAGGAGAACAUGCAGUAGAGCUUUUCAUCAAACAAAUGGAACACGUCAUAGUAUUUUGCUAAUAUGGCCAACUCUGCACAGAAAAAUGAACUCACUGGCAAGCACCCCAGACGUGCCAUUGAAGUACAGAAAGGUUUUACUGCUGCAUAUCCAACACAAUCCUCCAUUCCUGUUAAAUAUCAAGCUUCAGUAAUCCCAGAAUCAGAAAAAAAAGGAUUCAAUAGUCAAGCCAAGAGAUUUUCUCAAAAGAAGAAUGAAAUCCCAGGUCCUGGAUUCUACAAUGUCAUUCACCAGUCACCAGUGUCCAACAGUGUCUCAUUGUCCAAGAAAGGAACAUGCAUGUUUCCCUCGAUGCGCGCCCGAUUGGACACCAUCAUUUCUAAAUACCCUGCAGCGAAUGCAUACACUAUCCCAUCGGACUUUAUUUCCAAGAGAGACUUUAGUAAUUCAUGUUCCAGCAUGUUCCAGUUGCCAAGCUUUAUGAAAGUUCUCAAAUUUGAAACUCCUGCACCAAACUAUUACAAUGCCUCUGUCUCUUGCUGCAAGCAGAGAAACAACGUCUGUGCCCGAGCCGGGUUUAUGUCAAAAACCCAAAGAGGAUCUUUCAUUUUUGCUGAAAAAGGACCUCCCCCAGGGCAUUAUGAUAUCAACGAAUCCCUUGUGAAGCAGUCGCCAAACACAUUAAUGUCUUGUUUUAAAUCAAAAACCAACCGUGGAUUAAAACUGACGUCAACAGGCCCGGGACCCGGUUAUUACAACCCUGGCGAUUGCACAAAAGUUCCAAAAAAGACUCUUUUCCCGAAAAACCCCAUCCUGAACUUCUCUGCUCAGCCUUCGCCUCUGCCCCCGAAGCCGCCUCUCCCAGGUCCUGGUCAGUAUGAGAUCGUGGACUACUUAGGCCCCCGCAAGCAUUUCAUCUCGAGCGCGUCAUUCGUGUCUAAUACCAGCCGGUGGACAGCGGCGCCCGCUCAGCCAGGCCUGCCUGGCCCAGCCACGUACAAGCCAGAGCUCCCGGGAAAGCAGUCCUUCCUCUACAACGAGGACAAGAAAUGGAUCCCGGUGCUGUAGGGAUGUCACACAAGGUCGAGGAGAACCCCUGCCAUCAGCCCGUCCCGCCCAGCUUCCCCAGGACAUUCCUCAGGAGGAGACUGACCAUGUGUGUGGCAGCUGACAACUUGGGGGCCAGCUCUACCACUCUGGCCUGGCGUGCUAGCCGGACUGCUGCCAUUGCCUUUGUCUUGAGCUGGAGACAUUGCUCCCUGGAGACUGCACCCCAGCCCCACGGACUCCAGUGGGUUCCUGAGCAGAAGGGAGGAGUGGACAGAGCCCCUGGCUGCUUCCCCACGCACCCAUCCAGGCUGGCUUCCGGCACGACUCCCUGCCACAGACUGAAGGGACUCCUGAGGUGCAGACUUCAAGGAGGAGCAGUCCACCCUGAAGGUGGCCAAGCCUGGAAGCCCCACCCUUCCCUGUGUCAUUCCUUCAUUCAUUUACACAUUCAUUCAUUCCCUCACUCCUGCCUUUCUCAUUUGUCCCUUCCUGACCUCACUCACUCACUCACUCACUCACGGUAUAUCUACUGGGCGAAAGCUACCUGCAGGCAGGCGAUGCUUUUUCCACCAGUCCACAGCUUCCUUUCUAAAGUGACCACCUGUUUGGAAAGGCCUCGCUUUACUCCUUUUAGACCUUUUUCUUCUUUGGAGUGGGAGAUCAUCUUGGAAUGGCAGUGGCCGGGCCCAGGGGCUGUGCUUUUCCCUGACUUCCUCUGCCAGCGGGACUGAAUUUUCUCAAGGCUUGCAGGCCCCUCCAUGGAGUCCACAUGGCCUGUCUAGGCCUGAUAUGGCCUGUCUAGGCUUGAUAGUGGAGGCCAAAAGAAAUGUGCCCUGGUGGUUUUGGUGGAGGCUGCACAGGUGCACGGUGGGUGGGGAGCUGCCAGGUUCCUUCCCUCAUCUCCCAGCAGACUUUGACUGACGCUGUAAGUCUCUCUGUGCAUUCACCCCGCCAGAUACUGAGAGGUUACAAAGGCUCCAGGGCCUGUACGUCUGUGGCCUCUCCAGAGAAGUGGUUCUCCGCCUUGACUGCGCACUGUAACCACCUGGGGACUUUAAAAAGUACUGAGGCCUGGGGCCCACCCACAAAUGCUGAUUUAACUCCUCCAGGGUGGGGUCUGGGCAGUGGGGAGGCGGGGGGGUAAAAGCCACCCAGGUGAUUCCAGUGACAGGUGAAGGUUGAGCAGUGACACCUUCCAGCUUCUUGACUGGCUCUGGGAGGGGAGCUGGGAAGGACAGGAGGUGGGAACUUUAUACACACGGAGCACCUACAGUGUGGCUGCGGUUCCACACUCCUGUCAUUUAACCUCCACGCAUCACCUCAUUCUGACAUCACGGGGGCGUCACAGCCACAGUGAGGCCUGGCCUGGCAGAGCAACUCUGGGUGCCCCACUGGGGGCACGCCUAAUGGGAACCCGAGGCAAAAGGAAACAUCAGUAAUACGAAUCCUGUCUUCAAAACUGUGAUGUUUUGUUCACCAUGCAUUUUUUUUUUUUGCCUUAAUUUAAAAAAUAUUGCAUUAAACUUAUUUAUCUUGAUUAUUGA
Molecule: messenger RNA, 2803 nt
Organism: Macaca mulatta (Rhesus monkey)
Lineage: Eukaryota; Metazoa; Chordata; Mammalia; Primates; Cercopithecidae
Gene: STPG1
Product: sperm tail PG-rich repeat containing 1
Biological process (GO): epigenetic programing of male pronucleus
Cellular component (GO): female pronucleus; male pronucleus; germinal vesicle
Molecular function (GO): chromatin binding; histone binding
Source: RefSeq, a predicted model, not a curated record